CACUCCAAAAAACGAAGGGCCAAUAGGAGCAUGAAGGGCGGGAUUUCUACUCUGCGUUUCCUGUUUAGGUAGAAUGCAGUGACUGCGGCCGGUUUGCAGUUUUUAGAUUUAUAUUACUUCAGUGUUUUACUGUUACGUCAGAUACAGUUCUCGACGAGACUUUCUUCAUUUUCAACGAAAUAUAAUGUCAUUUCAUCCUGGCCGAGGUUGUCCCCGUGGAAGGGGUGCAUCUGGACAGCGUGGAACACCUCAUAAUUACAGGCCACAGAAUCUCAGACCAAUUGCACCUCCGCAGCCCAUGCCUCCUUUUCUUUAUGAUCCACAAGCUGCUCCCUCCCCUGGCUAUUCUAACUCUGGUAGUGCAGGUUACAUGCCUCCCAGGCCUGAUUUUAUACCUUAUCCACCACCAAUGCCCCCACUGGGACAGAAUUCUACAAACCAGUGCCCAUUGAGACCCCCGUUUCCUAACCCUCCAGUUAGGCAAGCCUUCCCAGGGCCCCCUAACUUUCCUCCCCCUCCAAUUCUAAACCCUACCAACAACUCCUUGUCUGGAUCAGCUUCUUCAGGUCAAAGCUCCUAUCAUUACAUGAUGCCUCCUCCACCAUUACCACACACCCCUGUUCCACCCUCCAUGCCACAGCAAAUGAGCUACCAGCCACCUUAUUCCAUUAACUAUUCCCAGCCGCCCUUUCCUCCACCCAAUUUUAAUGCCGGAUAUCAACAGCACUCCAGCUCUUUCAACACUGAUCAGUUCAGACAUGCAAGUCAGUACAAAGCUGAGAAGUCGCAGAGUGAGCGAAGGUCGCCAGAAAGAAACCGGCGCCCUGAGGAGACCAGGCACAAGGGGUACAGCUAUGGAAGCCAUGGUGACAGGCACAGGAUGGACUGUUCCGGAGAACGACGGGAUCGUGGAAGGAGCCCAGACAGGAGGAGGCAGGAAAGUAGCCGUCACAGAUCAGACUAUGACAGAGGCAGAACACCACCUCGCCACAGAAGUCGGGAGCGAAGCAGGGAAAGGCAUCGACACAGGGAGAGCAGACGGUCUGUGUCUUGUGAAAGGCAACACAGAAAAGACUACAAGAGACCAAGGAGUCGUUCGAGCAGUCGGGACAGGAAGCGACCUCGUUGGGAAGAGGAGAAGGAGAGGAGGCCAGAGAGCCAGGGCUCAAGUAGAGAUAAGAAUUACUCUUCUGUGAAAAACAAAGAACCAGAAAAUAAUCAAGUAGAAAGAGCUGAUGAUCGAGAAGAGGAAGAGCUUCUUAAGCCGGUGUGGAUUCGCUGUACCCAUGCUGAGAAUUACUACUCGAAUGACCCUAUGGAUCAAGUGGGUGACUCUACCAUUGUUGGCACAAGUAAACUGCGAGAUCUGUAUGACAGAUUUGAAGAGGAGUUGGUGAAGAGACAAGAGCGAGCCAAAGCAUCAAGACCUCAAUGGGAACCACCAAAAACCAAAUUAGAUGAUGAUCUAGAUGAGAGUUCAAGUGACUCUGAAUGCGAGUCGGAUGGAGGAAGCAGCUGCAGCAGCAGUAGUUCAGACUCGGACGUCUUCGAUGUCAUUGCGGAAAUCAAACGCAAAAAGGCACACCCGGACCGCCUGCAGGAGGAACUCUGGUACAAUGAUCGUGGCCAGAUGAAUGAUGGGCCAUUGUGCAAGUGCAGUGCCAAAGCCAGGCGGACUGGAAUCCGACACAGCAUUUAUCCAGGGGAAGAGCAUGUUAAAGCGUGUCGUCUAAUGACAAACAAUGCAGGAAGACUGUACCACUACAGAAUUACAGUGUCCCCACCUACCAACUUCUUAACUGACCGACCUACUGUAAUAGAAUAUGAUGAUCAUGAGUACAUCUUUGAAGGAUUCUCUUUGUUUUCACACACUCCGCUUACUAAUAUUCCAUUAUGCAGAGUGAUCCGUUUUAACAUAGAUUACACCAUUCAUUUUAUUGAAGAAAUGGCACCAGAGAAUUACUGUGUAAAAGGACUGGAGCUGUUUUCAUCUUAUUUAUUUAAAGAUAUCUUGGAGCUGUACGACUGGAAUCUUAAGGGGCCUGAAAGUGAGAAUGAUGCUUCCAUUUGUCAAAAAUUUCACUUUAUGCCUCGUUUUGUUAGAUUUCUUCCUGACGGUGGGAAGGAGGUGCUGUCAAUGCACCAGGUGCUCCUGUACAUGCUGCACAGCAACAAACCGCUGGUUCCUGAAGAAGAGAUUGCCAACAUGCUGCAAUGGGAGGAGUUGGAGUGGCAGAAAUAUGCAGAGGAAUGUAAAGGAAUGAUUGUCACCAGUCCUGGCAUGAAACCCAGCUCUGUUCGAAUUGACCAAUUGGACCGGGAGCAGUUUAACCCAGAUGUCAUUACCUUUCCUAUAAUUGUGCACUUUGGGAUAAGACCAGCGCAACUGAGCUAUGCCGGCGACCCACAGUACCAGAAGUUAUGGAAGAGCUAUGUGAAACUACGCCAUCUGCUGGCCAACAGUCCAAAAGUCAGACAAGUGGACAAACAGAAGCUAACACAAAGAGAGGAAGCUCUUCAGAAGAUCAGACAGAAAAACACCAUGCGACGAGAGGUGACUGUGGAACUGAGUAGCCAGGGGUUCUGGAAAACAGGCAUCCGAUCUGAUGUUUGCCAGCAUGCAAUGAUGUUACCGGUCCUUACACACCACAUUCGCUACCAUCAAUGCCUUAAGGAUUUGGACAAGUUGAUCGGAUAUGUGUUCAAGGAACGCUGUCUUCUGCAGCUGGCCAUGACCCAUCCAAGUCAUCACUUGAAUUUUGGCAUGAACCCAGACCAUGCCAGAAACUCUCUUUCAAACUGUGGUAUUCGGCAGCCCAAGUAUGGCGAUAGAAAAGUCCAUCACAUGUACAUGAGAAAAAAAGGUAUAAACACAUUAAUAAAUAUAAUGUCGCGGCUUGGCCAGGAUGACCCAUCACCUUCUAGAAUAAAUCAUAAUGAGCGCCUGGAGUUUCUUGGUGAUGCUGUUGUGGAGUUCUUAACAAGUGUCCACCUCUAUUAUUUGUUUCCAAGCCUUGAAGAAGGAGGCUUAGCUACGUAUCGUACAGCUAUUGUUCAGAAUCAGCAUCUUGCCAUGCUAGCUAAGAAGCUGGAGCUGGACCGGUUCAUGCUUUAUGCACAUGGACCUGAUCUGUGCCGAGAGUCUGAUCUGAGGCAUGCUAUGGCCAACUGCUUUGAAGCACUUAUAGGAGCAGUAUACUUGGAGGGUGGUUUAGAGGAGGCCAGACAGCUGUUUGGACGUUUGCUGUUUAAGAAUGAGGACCUGCGGGAAGUAUGGCUUAAUUAUCCGCAACAUCCAUUGCAAGUGCAGGAGCCCAGCACUGAUAGACAACUCGUUGAGACCUCUCCAGUCUUACAAAAGCUGACGGAAUUUGAAGAAACAAUUGGAGUGCUUUUUACCCAUGUUCGUCUCUUGGCUCGCGCUUUCACAUUGCGUACAGUGGGAUUUAAUCAUCUGACGCUUGGCCACAAUCAGAGGAUGGAAUUCUUGGGUGACUCAAUAAUGCAAUUGGUUGCCACAGAGUACUUGUUCAUCCAUUUCCCAGACCAUCAUGAAGGGCAUUUAACGUUGCUGCGAAGUUCAUUGGUAAAUAACAGGACCCAAGCCAAAGUUGCAGAAGAAUUGGGCAUGCAGGAGUUUGCAAUCACAAAUGACAAAACAAAGAGACCAGUGGCUCUAAGGACAAAGACUCUAGCAGAUCUUUUAGAAUCUUUUAUUGCUGCACUGUACAUUGACAAGGACUUGGAGUAUGUGCAUACCUUCAUGAAUGUUUGUUUUUUCCCAAGGUUAAAGGAGUUCAUACUUAAUCAGGACUGGAAUGACCCCAAAUCCCAGCUCCAACAGUGUUGUUUGACCCUCAGAACGGAAGGAAAGGAACCAGAUAUUCCACUUUACAAGACUUUACAGACUGUGGGUCCAUCACAUGCUAGAACAUACACUGUUGCGGUUUACUUUAAAGGCGAAAGGAUUGGAUGUGGGAAAGGACCAAGUAUUCAGCAAGCAGAAAUGGGAGCUGCAAUGGAUGCCCUUGAAAAAUAUAACUUUCCCCAGAUGGCUCACCAGAAGCGCUUCAUUGAACGGAAAUACAGACAGGAGCUAAAAGAAAUGAGACGGGAACGAGAACAGCAAGAGAAAGAGUCUGAUGAGACGGAAGAGGUCCGAAAGUAAAGCAGUGAUAUGAAGGGGGAGCAGAAGGGUUAUGUACUUCUGCUGUUUUCUGCCACCUUGCCCCCAGGGAGAGCUAACAUUCUUCUAAUAACAGGUGGCAAGAUGUAGAGGAGCCUUUCCUGGCAACAGAGAAGCAUUAGGUGUGUUAUAAAUGGUUCAAAUCAUGUUGUUUUUUAUCAUUGUAUUGUAUAUUUUGUCUUGUUUUUAAUUUGUCUAAAACAUAUUCUUAGUUGUGUAACUAAUUACUAUUUUAAAAAGAUCUGUACUUUUUAUUUCUAAGUAUCCACAUUUGUAAUACAAUACUGUACACGUUUGUUUAUAUAUUGUGCCUUUUAAAAAAAAAUAAAAAUAGUAAAAUCUCCCGUUUACUUGAGAUAGCAGUUCAGCUAAUAAACAUUGUGGACAGAGGAAUGUGUAUGCUUUGAGUGAAGUAUCUGGAAGAUACUAACCUGUUGUCAUAUAGUUGCUCUUAAUUAUGCACAGCUGUGAUUAGCCCAUGCAAUAAAUAGGACUAUUUAUUUUAUAAUACACAUUAUACCUACAAUCAGUUGUCAAUGUGAGCUCAUCAGUAUCUAUUUUCUGAAAUGCAGCCAUCUGUCCCACAUUUGGCUGCAAUUUUGAAAUGUUAUCCUCUUUCCAAUCUGAUUAGCAGCCAAGUACUCAAUUAUAGAUUAUUUCCAAUUAGACAAUGUUAUAAUAUUUUGUAAUCUAGAUCCCACCAGUGCAUGAUCAUAUCACAUGUAGACUGCUAUAGUUUGACUGUAAAGUUGUUAUAAAAAGCUGUGCUUUCCUGGUAGGAAAAACACCAGCCAAAUGUAGUAUUUAGUCUUUGGUAUGUACUGCACAUUUGCAGCUAUUUAGAUAAUAUAAAAUAAGUACCAAUCUGUUUCAAGUCCUGUUGGUGCCUUGGGUUUGUGUUCAGUAAUGCCUAGAAAAGGGGUAAUGUUGUAUUGUAUUUAAUCAUUGUGAACCCUUGAUAUCAUAAAAGAUUUUCAACAUUAUGAACUUACAGUAAACCAACAUUAAUGUUAAACAUGAUCAUUGUGUUAGUUUUAUAAUUUUAAUUAAGCGAUGGCAACAGCAUCUAAGCAUCAUUUUUGUGAUUUUGAAUUUCGUUUCAGCUCACAAUAACCCUGAAAAAUAAUUCCAAAGCAGACGUGGUUUGUGGUUCCUAUUAGAAGGAUGCUUGUUUCCAGUUGUUGACUGAUGAAUACAUUUUUAAUCCCAAAAAUACAAUAUGCAAUUAUCAUUGAACCUGAAGGAUUAUUUCAAGUUUCAGUUGCUAAUUUAACACUAACUGUUGAACACAUUGUUGUUAAAGAAUUGCCAUAAUAUUGCAUGGUAGCUCUUUAUUUUUAAAUGUGUUAGGCUGGGCCAUAUACAUAUAAAAAGUGAAAACAGUGGGUGGUACAGGAGGGUUUUACCCUUUACAUAAAACAUUUCCAAUACACAUUUAGACAGCAUGUUAAAGCAGUAACAUAGGAAUGCUAAUAACCAAAUACAAAACUUUCAUUCAAGUGCAAAGGAACAGUCUCAACUUUUAAUUUUUUACAAAACAUCUGAGAAUCCACAUUGCUAACAUUUGUGCCAUUUCAAGAUUGUCUAGGCUAUUAUCAAAUAACAAACAUAUUUAGAGGAAAUCUA
Acipenser ruthenus (sterlet) is the source of this 5812-nucleotide messenger RNA. RefSeq names its product ribonuclease 3-like. Lineage: Eukaryota; Metazoa; Chordata; Actinopteri; Acipenseriformes; Acipenseridae. Gene Ontology annotation, cellular component: nucleus. Gene Ontology annotation, molecular function: double-stranded RNA binding; ribonuclease III activity. The transcript is spliced from 32 exons. Gene Ontology annotation, biological process: regulation of gene expression; primary miRNA processing; rRNA processing. Bases 185 to 4168 code for a protein of 1327 amino acids. The record is from RefSeq and is a predicted model, not a curated record.